GCGGCGCAUUAAAAAGGUGCAAGAGCUCAUCUCACUUGCCAGUGUGUGCGUGCUGCGGGCAGGCGUGAAGGUCAGACGAAUCGCCAUGGCGCUGGUGUCCGAGUUCCUGGGUCAGCUGACGUUGUCGUACGGCGAGGAGGCGGAGCCUACUUUUCCCACCGUGGUCGCCUACCGGGACUUUGAUCCCAUCAGUGACGCCGCACGACUGGACGCCGCCCUCCGGACCAAAGGGGUGGACGAGCAAAGCAUCAUCGACAUUCUGACGCGGAGGUCGUACGAGCAGCGGCGCGACAUCGCCUUUGAGUACGAGCGCCUCGCCAAGAAGGAUCUGCAGACGGCCCUGAAGGGGGCGCUGUCGGGAUCGCUGGAGGCGCUGAUGCUGGGCCUGAUGAAGAGCCCCGCCCAGUACGACGCCCUGGAGCUCAAAGCUGCCAUGAAGGGUCUGGGAACCGACGAGGAGACGCUCAUCGAAAUUGUCUGCUCCCGAAACGAGCGAGAACUGUCCGACAUCCAAAAAGUGUAUCGCGAAGUGUUUAAGAAAGAGCUGGAGAAAGACAUCGCAGGGGACACGUCAGGAGAUGUGGCCAAGCUGCUGCUGGCUCUCGUUCAGACCAAACGAGAGCGGGCUUCCAACGUUGUCGACUACCAGAAGAUCGAUGACGACGCCAAGAGCCUCUACGACGCUGGCAUGAAGCGCAAAGGGACUGACGUGGCUGUGUGGAUUUCCAUUCUGACGCAGAGGAGCGCCUCCCACCUGCAGAGAGUCUUCGAGCGCUACAAGAGCUACAGUCCGUACGACAUGAAGGAAAGCAUCCGCAAGGAAGUCAAAGGGGACCUGGAGAAAUCUUUCCUGGCCCUGGUGGGGUGUUUGGAGAACAAGCAGAUGUACUUUGCCGACAGACUGGACGAGGCUAUGAGGGGCAAAGGCGCCAAGGAGAAAGUUUUGACUCGGAUCCUGGUGUCUCGAUGCCAAGUGGACUUGAUGAAGAUCAGAAACCAGUUCAAGAAGCGACACGGCCGCUCGCUCUACCGCGCCAUCAGCGAGCAUACCAAAGGUGACUACCAGAAGGCUUUGCUCAGCUUGUGCGGAGGAGAUGACUGAGCCCGGUCAACGUCUGCGCGUGUGCUGGAUGACGGCGGGAAACACACACAAAGCCAAAAGUGCGCCGCACGUGUCCAUCAGACAUUAAAAGAUAGAUGCAAAG
Molecule: messenger RNA, 1205 nt
Organism: Syngnathus acus (greater pipefish)
Lineage: Eukaryota; Metazoa; Chordata; Actinopteri; Syngnathiformes; Syngnathidae
Product: annexin A2-like
Exons: 13
Coding region: 86-1102 (338 amino acids)
Cellular component (GO): cytoplasm
Molecular function (GO): phospholipase inhibitor activity; calcium ion binding; cytoskeletal protein binding
Source: RefSeq, a predicted model, not a curated record